Mucor velutinosus is the source of this 1965-nucleotide messenger RNA. RefSeq lists its product as uncharacterized. Gene Ontology annotation, biological process: lipid metabolic process. The coding region runs from base 1 to 1965 and encodes 654 amino acids. The record is from RefSeq and is a predicted model, not a curated record. The transcript is spliced from 4 exons. Lineage: Eukaryota; Fungi; Mucoromycota; Mucoromycetes; Mucorales; Mucoraceae.
AUGAAGCAGCAGUCUCUGUAUGCCAAGGAAGAUCCAAACCACACUCAUCAUGGCCAUCAUCAUCACUACGACAGUAGUCAUGGUAGCCAUAGUCGUACCAGCAGCACAGUAACCAACGCCUCCAAGAAAUCAAAUGGAAGCCAUCAUCAUAAACUGGGUGAGAGAGAUGAAUCUGGCCAUGCUACUACUAGUGUAUCUGGUACCCCCAUCUUUAUCGACAAGAAACAAGGACACAGCUUACUCGGAAGCUUGCGUCAACAAGGCAUUCCUGAACCUGGAAGAAGUCGCUCAUGGCCAUACCUCGGUUACAUGAUCAAUGGUUUCAAGAACUUAUUCUUGACGUUUUACUUUAACUGGACAAUGCUCUUCACGGCACCCAUCAGUUCUGCAGCCUUGAUUCUUGUUUAUCCUUCCAGUGUUACGUUUCUUGUCUUAUUUGAAAUGGGACUCAAGCUCUUCAUGGAGACAUGGAAAGGAGCUGAAGUAGUGAGAUAUAUUAGCCUCAAGUAUGGUCAAGGUUUUGGCGCUAUCAAUUGGGGGGCACCUGAGCUACUGUUAUCUGAUUCAUCUGCUCAACUCGUACAAAGAACGCUACCUGUUUUGGGAUUGCCUGCAACACCUAUCAGUGUUGCAGGCUGUCGAAGACGUACGUUUGAUCUCUCCAUAGCUCAGACUUUUGUGCUGUUGUCUUCAUUGAUCUAUGAGCGUGAUGCCAGAAAAGUGAGAGAUGCUUUUGAUCUGUACAGUUCAUCAACGAAAGCAGCCAAAGCAGGCUCCUCCAGCAAGAACCCAGUCCUUGAAGCACAGGCAGAAGGCAUCAUUGAAAGUAGAAUGAAGGAGCUGCUCUGGGAAUCCGAGGCGCGUAUCCGUCAAAUCGCAGAGAGCUGGGGCUUACACUUUGCAGGCGUUUCAGAGCUCAAAUCUCUGGGUGGCCCGUUUUGUGGUAUCUUUUGGUCAGAGACGGUUCCAUUUAUCAUUGUUGCUUUCAAAGGGACAACGCCUACCAACUACGAGGAAUUCCUCGUUGAUGCUACCUUUCAACGCACAGAUGCUCGCUCCUUUUUGUUUGGCUGCGUUCAUGCUGGCUUCUUUGAGUCUUUGUUUGCUACUAGCGGCUUUGGCGGUCAAGAUGUGCGUGAUCCUUAUGGCGCUAUAUUAGCUGCUGUACAAUCCAAAGCAGAGCAAUUGCAAGAGAAAUUGGGCACCAGUGAGCCUGUACAACUCUGGAUCACAGGCCACUCGUUGGGAGCUAGUUUAAGUAGCUUGCUAUUCGCACGAUGGCUCAAGUGCCCCUCUGAUUUAAGCCGUCGACUCGUGCUUCGCGAUGCGUAUGUGAUAGGAACACCAGCAGUUGGUGGUAGUGAUUUUGCCUCUACCUUUGCUUCUCAUGCGAAUCAACCAGUAACACGAGCCUCCACGCUGUUCCGUAUCAUCAACAAGUCUGAUAUAUUCUCGCGAUUACCUCCAGGAUAUGAUAGUAGAACGUGCGGUCGAUUCAUGUCGGAAUCAGACUUUUUCAAUUACUCCCAUGUUGGACAUGCUAUUCAGAUCACCCAUAACUGGCAUUCCAAACCAUUGAAAUCUUUCCCAUCCAGCUACGAAGCACCCACGCAACUGAACAUUAUCACCAAUAUCCGCAGUGAUAGCAGCAGAAACAGCAACUACCAAGUUGUUGUACACAGUAAACUGCUUAAGCAACAACAACAGCAGCAGCUCAUGAAUGAGCAGCAAGCCAUGCUGCCUAAUUGGGCUAAAUUCUUCAUUUACAAACCUUGGUUACAAAACUAUCUCCCAAAUGGCAAUCCAAUUUACUUUAUCGAGAAGCUAUAUCCCUUCUUUAUCACAGAUCAUAUACCAAAGCAAUAUUUCGACGGAUUACAAAGAGCUAGAAUUUAUUAUGAAAACGAAGAAUCUGAAUUGAUGAAUCGACAAAAUCAGAUCAUCACAGAGUCAUUAAAGCUUUAA